GUCACAGCUGACUGACAUUAUACAAACGUCUUGUUUUGAUUUUUGUUUUUUAUGUAACCUUACUUCAACACCUGUUUGUAUUUUUCGUAAAUUGGUGAAAUACCCCGGCAAAUAUCCUGAAUUCCCAAGGUUAUCCUGUCAAAAUAAGCGCACAAACUAGGAAAAGAAUCACAUUUCAAGAAGUCAAAUGGCUCGCGGUACACAAGAACUUGCUGGGCUCUUGCGGGGGCUUCAGAUUGUCGUCAGUGCUGUAGCGAAGGAGAAUCAAACCCUCUACAAGCAUUUGUGGUCAAAUUCCAGCAUACGUGAGUUAAUCGAAGGUAAUUUAGAGCUGAGUCGGAAGUACCUGGAUAAAGCCACAGCAAAUCCCGGUGAAGAGCUAAAAACUUUACAAUCGCUUCUAAAGGAAACACAGGAACGAACCUGUGUAGUUUUUGAAGGCGCAAAGCAAUUAAGUAGAAUACAAUUGCCUCAAGGAGUCAAUAUGAUGAGUCAGAGCAAUCCAGGCCAACAACCUACAGAAGGAAGUACAUCGAAUACUGCGCAGCAACUUCCUCCUGAUGCCGCGAACCUAGAUAUUUCUUCAAUAACUCUCAGGGAACUGGAAAAGAUUCUCUCAAAACGUAGCAAAGAUCGAGAAGUCAGCCUUCGAUUGGCAACGACAAAAGUGGCUACAGAACCUCCACCAGCCGAGGCAGUCGAGGAAGUGAAACCAAUACCUCCCAAUCCAAGUGUAUCUAAGGCAAUGACCGAUGACGAAAAAUAUGUAGGAAAUGUGUUGAACAUCCUUAAAACAGGAACUGUACAGGAAACUUCUACACCGCCAUCACCAUCCUCGGACAAUAUAGUUCUUCCGAAAUUGAGCACUGUGGCGAAGCAGCGGAAGGUUCCUUCCAGUCGAAUCGGACGAAUGGCUACAUUUGGAAGCCUCUUCGCUGGUCUCGGAAUAGGCACCAUCAAUGAGCUCACAAAAGGUGCCUUAGGCAUGGGAGGAUCCAAGAACGUGAAGGAAGCACUCUUCAGUCCUGCCAAUGCCGACAGGAUUGUCGACACCUUGUGCAGAGUUCGCGGAGCCGCCCUAAAAAUAGGACAACUCCUUAGUAUCCAAGACAACAGUUUGGUUUCGCCGCAAUUGAUGAAGGCAUUUGAGCGAGUGCGACAAGCUGCCGACUACAUGCCCGAUUGGCAAGUAGAACAAGUCAUGUCCUCCGAAUUGGGCGCCGAUUGGAGGAGUAAGUUGACUUCCUUCGAACAGAAGCCAUUUGCCGCUGCAAGUAUUGGUCAAGUCCAUAGAGCAGUUCUUUUGGAUGGAAUGGAGCUGGCUAUAAAAAUUCAAUAUCCUGGUGUGGCUAAGAGCAUUGAGAGCGACAUUGAUAAUUUGGUUGGAAUGCUCAAAGUUUGGGAUGUCUUUCCAAAGGGAUUUUUCAUUGAUAAUUUUGUUAAAGUAGCUAAACGUGAAUUAGCCUGGGAAGUUGAUUAUUUGAGAGAAGCUGAAUACACGGAAAGAUUCAAAGAGAUGAUUGCACCAUACCCAGAGUAUUAUGUUCCUACUGUGAUUAAAGACAUGACCACAACGAGUGUCCUUACAACCGAACUUGUACCCGGAGUGCCUCUAGACAAAUGCUUCCAAAUGAGCUACGAACACCGACGAAUCAUAGCCGAAUCAACUCUUAAACUGUGCCUGCGGGAGCUCUUUGAAUUGCAAUGCAUGCAAACAGAUCCAAAUUGGUCCAACUUCCUGUACGAUGACAAGUCAAAGCGACUAAUGCUGAUUGAUUUUGGUGCGACGAGGUUCUAUCAAAAGGACUUCAUCAAAAACUACCGUCAUGUUAUAAUGUGUGCAGCCAAUAACGAUCGAAAAGGAGUUCUCGAUACAUCCAGAGAAAUGGGAUUCCUUACGGGUUAUGAAUCAAAGCAAAUGGACGAAGCACAUGUUGAUGCGGUUAUGAUUUUGGGAGAGAUAUUCCGAUAUGAUGGAGAAUUUGAUUUCGGAUCUCAAAAUACAACACAAAGAAUAGCUACACUUGUACCAACAAUGGUCGCCCAUAGAUUAUGUCCACCUCCUGAGGAGAUUUAUUCGAUUCACAGAAAGUUGUCGGGGGUGUUUUUGUUGUGCUCUCGAUUAAAUGUUAAGAUGAAUUGUAAACCGUUUUAUAAGGAAAUCAUUGAAGGCAGUGUGAGGAAUUGAGUAUUUUAACCAAAGCUUGGUGUGUGUUCGUGAAAAUGAAUAAAGUGUUGUUUUUUUAAUGUUUUGCUUAAA
Eupeodes corollae is the source of this 2260-nucleotide messenger RNA. It is a transcript of the gene Coq8, whose product is annotated as atypical kinase COQ8B, mitochondrial. The record is from RefSeq and is a predicted model, not a curated record. Gene Ontology annotation, molecular function: kinase activity. Gene Ontology annotation, cellular component: extrinsic component of mitochondrial inner membrane. The transcript has 6 exons. The coding region runs from base 188 to 2188 and encodes 666 amino acids. Lineage: Eukaryota; Metazoa; Arthropoda; Insecta; Diptera; Syrphidae. Gene Ontology annotation, biological process: ubiquinone biosynthetic process.